Linum trigynum is the source of this 1857-nucleotide messenger RNA. Lineage: Eukaryota; Viridiplantae; Streptophyta; Magnoliopsida; Malpighiales; Linaceae. The record is from the annotation of a GenBank genome assembly.
GACUCAAACAAAGAAACCCGACAUAAUUACAAGGAAAUAUAACAAGUAAACUAUACAAAAGCAAAUGUUAGAAACAUUUUUCUCAACUCCCCCAUGGGAACAACACCAACAUGAACAGAGAGAACAGAGCAAGAUAUAGAAAAUGAAAUACAGAGGAAUACCGCGCGCCAACUAAUGUAAACUACUACUACAGCUGUUCUUCAGUGAGUUCAGACUUCUCCCUUUCUUCUUCUUCUUCUUCUUCUUUCGUUUUUUAAUAAGUUUUUUUAUUCAUACCAAUAGAAUAAAUAAAUGAAGAAAGGUUGUAUUAAAAAAGUGGUGGAAAACUUCUCGUUGAAUUUCAAUGGCGUUCCCAUCAUUUAAGACUCCCUCUCCCUUCAUUUACACCACCUGGGUUUCCUCUCUCUCUCUCUCUCUCUGCUUCCCAUGUUUCAAUAAUGUCCCCAGAUUAACAUGCUCGCUGUCUCCUCCCAAACUUCACUGGUACAACAAUCUCACCAAUUCAUAAAAGUUUCAAAUCUUUACCCCAUCUCCAUGGAUCCUCCUCCUAUGCCACCGCCUCCUGCCCCACUGCUACAUUCCUCCGACACCAGCUUCCCCAUCAUAGCCGUGGCCGUCAUCGGCAUAAUCGCCACAGCGUUCCUACUGGUCAGCUACUACGUCUUCGUCAUCAAAUGCUGCCUCAAUUGGCACCGAAUCGACAUCCUCAGAAGAUUCUCACUGUCGAGAGGCAGAGCCCACGAGGAGGCAUUGAUGGCUGCUCGCUCCCCUUCAGUAGUGGAGCCCAGGGGGCUCGAGGAAUCGGUCAUAAGGUCGAUCCCUGUUUUCAAGUACACCAAAACAGAGCAUCAGGAAAAACAGGGGAAAUCGCCAUGUUCCGUCGAAUGCGCCGUCUGUCUCAACGAGUUCGUCGAAGAAGAGAAGCUGCGAAAAAUCCCCCAUUGCGGACACUUAUUCCACAUCGAUUGCAUCGACGUCUGGCUGCAGAGCAACGCCAACUGCCCGCUCUGCAGGACCAGCAUUUCCUCCUCCUCUUCAGCAACAGGGAUCGGGUUGUUGCUGCUGCCCAUGGGUCAGGUUUUCGGGUCUUCGUCCGAUCCCAGCCCGACUCCGUACCCGGAAAGGAUCGAGAUCGGCGGGGACGAAGAUUACGUGGUGAUCGAAUUGGGAAAUUACGUCACGAACAGCCGGCAGAGCUCCACGGACAGGACGCUGCGAGCGGCGCAGGAAAGGCUAAUGAAUUCAGGGGAACUUCUGCCGACGCCGCGGACAUUCGAAUUCGGCGCUGCCGUGGACGAGAAGAAGGGGAGGAAGGUGGGCAGGAAAGUGAUGACGAGUAAAGGAGAUGAAUGUAUCGAUCUCACGAGAGGGAAAGAGGACAGGUUCGGGAUUCAGCCGAUUCGGCGGUCGUUUUCUAUGGAUUCCUCAGCGGAUUGCCAGCUGUUGUUAAAAAUUCAAGAGAUUGUUCAGCAGCAGAGUAGUAGUGUUAGUAAGGAUAGGCAGAACGCUGAAGUGGGUAUUCCAGUUGAAGGGUGUAGUGGUGGAAGUAGCAGGAGCAGAAGGAAUUUCUUUUCGUUUGGACAUAACAGAGCAUCGAAAAAUGCAGUCUUGCCUGUAUCUCUGGAGUAAUUUUCUUCUUCUUUCUUUUUAGUUUACUUGAUCAUGUAUGAUUUCAUAGAUACAGAAAGAGAGUAGAUUCUGGGAUUGGGAUAUAUAAGAUUUAAGAUUAGACAUCAUUUAAUCAUGAAAACACCCCCAAAAUUGCUUCUUUUCCUUAUUUGAUGAUUCUCUUUGGAUUCGUUCUCAAACGGGCUGUUGAAUCUGACUUUUUGUUUGUCAUAAACCCACAUGAUUGCG